Messenger RNA from Ostrinia nubilalis (European corn borer), 1451 nucleotides. RefSeq lists its product as uncharacterized. The coding region runs from base 63 to 923 and encodes 286 amino acids. The record is from RefSeq and is a predicted model, not a curated record. The transcript is spliced from 8 exons. Lineage: Eukaryota; Metazoa; Arthropoda; Insecta; Lepidoptera; Crambidae.
GUUGGUGCAUCAGUCCUCCUUUGACUGUCAAGGGAACUACGUCUUGACCACAAAAUAACAGCAUGAAAGCGUUUCUUGUACUACUGGCUGCGGUCAGUGUGGCGUCAGGGUUGAAGUACACCGGCCUCCGGGCGAAGUUCGGUUGGUCAGAUGCCCUCGCCGACACAGAGUACUUCUUCAAGAUCCCUCGCACCAUCAGCGAGGCGGAGAGCAGCGGAUGGAAGAGGACUGAGCGCCCUCCCGGCCCUCUCCCAGAGUUGAGGAUGUACUGCCCUCCAGGCAGAGCAGUCUGCCCUCUGUUUGACACUGCUGGAUUCGUUGCUGGUCUGCAGAUUGCUCUGCCUGUUGAUGACUACGAAUCCCUGGCCAUCAAACCUGAAAAGAAAUUUGUGAAGUGGAACGCGCCGGCCGUCGAAGGUGAACCUGCCAACCAGUACUGGACCCUAACCCAGUUCUACGUCUCUCAAGACUCCCUCAAGGCCGGCUCAGGCCCGCAGGUAGAGAACGGCGAGACCCUCCAAGAUGGCGGCGUGUGGGUCACCGGGCUGGACGGCAAGCUCCUCAAGAUUCCCAUCUCUGAAGCUGAGCUGAACACCACCGCCUACAAGAGACAGAACUGCGUUCCUAACAUGGGCACCCACUACUACUACAACAUGACAGAGCAGAUGAAGUGCGAAGACCUGCUGCCCUGGUUCGCUCUGACCACCAACGGGGAACUCCUGGGCACAGGCUUUAUGAUGUUCGGCAAGCUGGCUACGCAGAAGCCGCGCCACUGGUUCGAGAUCCCACCCUCCAGAUCUGAAGUUGCUGAGAUCACCAUCCCCUACGCCCCCAAAUGCCUGGAAGAGUGGGGGACAUCUUACGGGAUUCUGUCCCUCCACAUCUACUACAUCGAUGACCCAUGGAACAUUCGGUGCAAGUAAGUGAGAAUGGAGACUCAGUGAAACCGGCUCCCGUGAUGGGCAGGCUCAUGCUGAACGGGUACCGGUACGCCAACCAGGUCGCCGACGAGGUCAAGAGACUCUUCAGUGGUUGAUCAUAGAAGCGACUUCUUUCACUUCUAAUAGGCAUGGAAACAAAUGACGAUCGCGAAAUUUCACCAUUUUAACAUUUGCAAAAGAACAAAUGAAGACCAAGAGUUACUCGCGUCAUUUGUUUUCAAGCCUAUCACCGUAGAAAUUAUUUAAAAAUCAUAUUGUUUAUAAUACAUUAAAUUAAUUUGAAGUAACUAAGAACUGCAUAGCUAUGUCUUUCCAAAUUGGUGAAGUCGCUUUAAUUAGGUAAUAUAAAAUCUUUAUUAAUAUAUUCUGUCUGUGUUGACUAUCAAUUAUUUUUUAAUCGUAUUUAUAUUAAUAGCCAAUAGAGUCUCGUUUGAAGAGCAGUCGGUGACCGGUUUUAAGUUUAAACAACAAAUAAUACUUAAAAUAAAUACUUAAUUGUGUACUGACUGA